Molecule: messenger RNA, 2689 nt
Organism: Juglans regia (Persian walnut)
Lineage: Eukaryota; Viridiplantae; Streptophyta; Magnoliopsida; Fagales; Juglandaceae
Exons: 1
Coding region: 268-2241 (657 amino acids)
Biological process (GO): meristem maintenance; meristem development
Source: RefSeq, a predicted model, not a curated record
UGUAGCAAUGGUUUUGUUCUGCAAACAUAAAAAGGGCAAGCUUUUGCAAUUUGUUGAAGCUGUUAAACCUCACUAAAGAUGAGAGAAACCUCCAUUUUUCCGCUUCGAAGGAACCAAAAGCUUCGAGUCCAGCAGAGCCUUUCAUUUUCCGGAAAAACAGACACAGGAUAUGGCAAAGAAGAAAGGAAAAAUUUUAACGGAAUCACAAUAACCCUUUGCCUGUUGUACAAAAUAGAAUCCAUUUUCCAACCUUCUUGACCGCCGACAAUGACUGAACUAUCAGACAAUAUAAUUGAGCUUAGAGAGGAACUCAUGGUUUCACCCAUGGGUGACCAUAACCCAACUUCCAGACCAGCCCGUUUUCUAAAACCCUCCGCGGUCUCCAUAAAAGGACCAAUCUUUGAGCUUCCUUCACGCUCUCCCUCUUCCCUACCACCCACUUUCGAACCCUCAAAAUGGCCUCUGAAGGUCAGAUUCAACGGCUGGCGAUACCCGCCAAGAAAAUGGAAAAGUUGGGUCGAUUCCAUGUGUCCUAAGUAUCAAUCUUUGUGGAAGAAAGCCGGCAUAUUUGAAGCUAUAAUGAAUUCUACGUACGAAAUCGACGUGAACCAUGAUAUUGUUAUUGGUAUUGCUGAAAGGUGGUGUUCUAAGACCAACACAUGUAUUUUUCCUUGGGCAGAAGCAACGCUCACGCUGGAGGAUAUAAUGGUUUUGGGAGGUUUCUCAGUUUUAGGAGAAUCUGUUCAUAGCCCCGUCGAAACCCAAGAGUUGAAAGAAAUAGAAGCGAAACUGAUUCAAGCGCGUGUUGAAGCUGGGAGGAGUAAAGCUCGCAAGGCCUGCCCCCAAGUGUGGAUGAAGAUGUUCAUGAAUACUAAGAGAGAAAUCGAGCAUGAAGUAUUUCUUGUUUUCUGGUUGUCAAUAUCAUUUCUCCCCAACUCUAGGUUGAUCAACAAGGAUUUUUUCCCUAUUGCUAUUCAUCUCGCUAAAGGGACUCGAAUCGCGCUUGCCCCUGCAGUUCUUGCUAGCAUUUACAGCGAUUUGAGUCUGUUGAAAGAAGCCAUUGUUGCAUUGGACAAAGACGUGGUCGAAGUAACCUUCCGGUCACCGUAUCAUUUAGUUCAGCUUUGGGCGUGGGAGAGAUUUAGAUCAUUGCAGCCAAAGCCAAAUCAGCUCAUAUAUGGUGACCCGGUAUUUGCUCGCUGGCAUAAAGUCAGAAGUGUGGAAGUUAAGAAUGUGAGGUCGGCUCUAGACUCGGCUAGGGAAAGUUUUCUUUGGCGUCCUUACGUUUCAUAUACAUUCAAUUUGAAUUCUCGAAAACUUUAUGGAGAAAAGGAUAUCUGGGUACCGGUUAAUACUAAAUUGGAUGAAGAAAUGGAGGCAUUGGUUAGAUAUUUUAGGGUCUCCGAGCUGGUUGGGCUUGGCUGUAUAGAACAUUACUUCCCACACCGUGUUGCAAUGCAAUUUGGAAUGGAUCAAGAUCUCCCGGGCUGUGUUGCUCAAUGCAGUAAGGAUCAUAAAAUUGCCUGGAACAAUUAUAGUAAGCGCCCGAGUGAUGCGAAAUUGUAUGUUCCAUCCUGCCUUUCUAAGGGUGAGGUUACCACUCGUUACUUGAACUGGUGGAAACAAUCAAUAUUAGGUCAGGCAGUAUGGGCUCCAACGGGUAAAGAUGGUGAUGUUUUGCUUGGUUUCUCUCCCAAAUUUAACAAGGUUAAAGCAGAGGACUCUGUUAAUGUAUAUAAACCAACAGUGCCAAAACAAGUAGCACAGGCAUCAAUAGGAAACAAGGGAGAUAAUGAUGCUGAUGUUCCACCUGGUUUCUCGCCCAAACGCAACAAGGUUGAAGUAGAUAAAUCUAUAAAGGAAGAUAAAUCAGCAGGUGGAGAAAUGAGAUCUUAUGGCAUGCAUGACAAUCUAGGUAGAAGAGCAGACGGUGUUGGUGAGCCUUUUUUGGGCCAAUCACAGAGCUUUUCAGUGAUGGAUGGAGCUGUGAAAAAGACGGAGUCAAUGAUGAGAGACGGGGAAAAUAUUAAAGUUGAAGAUGCUGUGAGAGGGUUAGAAAGAGUCAUUGAUGGUCCAGGUGAGAGAAAGGCAGAAAGUCCUGUUUACAACAGGGUGAGCAUCCAUGGUAAGGGAGGAGAAGGUGGCAGCUAUACACAUGAAAUACCUGGACUGGAACUUGAAGCUCGGAUUACUGAGCUUGAGAGAGUGAUUGCUGAGCUAAAAGCGGCUAGGUCUAGCUAGCUACAGGUUUGAGGAAAUACCAACCAAACAAAGCUGGUCUGCUCCAUUGCUCUACAAUGAAACUGCUUUGCCUCAGUUAUAUGUCCUAUUUGCAUUAUACAUGGUUGAAAGCUAAGGAUGAAAUCAAAGCAAGUAUUUUGGUCCUUCUACUUAUAACAGAACCUGUUUCACUAAUUAGAAGCCUCUGGCAGUGAUUUAGUGCUUUAGUCUUUAUACCUCUGGAGAAUGAUGUGCAAGUCGUCACUGCAUAUUUUCUGCAGUUUGUUUGCUGAUAUCUGUUCGGUAGAUCAAAACAGAAGUAACUAUCACAAAAACGAGACUGCGGGGGCAUAAAGAAGUACGAGGGAGGGAAAAACAAGAUAAGUCAAUUUUCUGUUUCUUCGCUGUUUUUGGAACACUAACGGUAAACAGCACCAUGAUGUCAGAUCAGACAGACAUUGAACAUCAU